AAGAAGUCUGGUCUAAUGAGGGUCAGCAGGGUAAGACUCCUGAGUGAGACAGGUAUCCUCUAUACAGUGUUCUUGUAUCUAGAAAAGCCAGUUUCCAGGAGGCUCCUGAUAGCAGAGCAAAGUAGAAAAUAUGAAGAGGGGAUUGAUCUGUCCUCCUAAGACUUCAAUUAGUUUGACAAAUCCUUGAGGUUGUACUUGGAUUAGACUUAAAUCAUAGAUUUUUAAGCAGCUGGGCAUUCACUGCCCGUGGCUUCCUACAGAGCCCACAGUAGUGAGAAUUAAGGCAGAGACUCUCAAGUCACUUUGUUAGGGUUCUGCAAGUGUUUCAUGGUGUCAUUCAAAAGAAUUCAGGACUCACACUGUGUCCAAAUCAAGUAAAUGCAUUUUUCACACUCAGUGGGCAGGUCAAUCUCCCUGAAGGAGUCAGUAGCCUAGUAGAGUGAGACAGGAUAUUUAUAGAGUACAUGGUGCUGACUAUAUCACAAGAGGUAGAAAUUUUGAGGUUAGAGGAGUUUGCUAACAUGGGGAGGUCCUAAAGCCUUGGUGAAAUUGCACAUGCAGUGAUCCAGAAUGCAUACAGAAAAACCACUACAGCCUUGGAGACUGACUUUGAGAGAGAACUGAGAACAUCAGUGUAUGAAAUGAAAGCUGCUUUCCUGAGGAGACUUGAUGAUCUAACUCCAGAAGACGUUGAACAAUUUGUGGAGAAUCUGACUCAUGCAGUCAAAAAAGGAAUAUAUCCCUUGGGAAAUUCAUCAGAGCUUGAUCAUAACAACUGGGAUUUUAGCAACUCUUUUUUCUUUGUUGGCUCCACUCUAUCCACAAUAGGUUAUGGGACCCUAUCUCCCAAGACAGCUGGUGGACAGAUUUUCUGUGUUAUCUUUGCUUUGUUUGGAAUUCCUUUAAAUCUCAUAUUCCUUCACCAAGUGGGUAAGACACUUUCCAUGUUAUGUGAAAAGCUUGGAAAAUGCCUUCAGAGUCAAGGAAUGAAAGAGAAAAAAAUCAAAUUUCUGACACUUCUGUUUUUCCUGAUGACGGGAAUCCUCAUAUUUCUUGGAUUACCACCAAUUGUCUUCCACUCAACAGAGGGUUGGACCUAUAGUGAAGGAAUUUAUUUUGCAUUCAUCACUCUAAGUACUGUUGGUUUUGGUGAUUAUGUAGUAGGUGCACAGCCUGGGAAAUACUACUGUUCCUAUUACAGAGCUUUGGUGGCCAUCUGGAUUCUCUUUGGACUUGCCUGGAUUGCACUUCUGUUUAAUUUGUUGAUCAGAUUUUUGGAAGACACAGAAAAAAAGAUAGCUGAGGACCUCCAAAAAAUGGGAAAAGCAGGAAGAGAAAAUGGGAGAAGCCUGAAAAAAUGCCAGUGUGCCAAUCCUUCUCCUAAUGAGACUUUACCACUUUCCAGUAAAGAAGGUCCUCAGAAAUUUUUUUUUGAAACAGAAGAAAAAGACAAUAGAGAAGAGAAAGAAACCAGCUUUCUUUGUGAAACAGUCUUAUGAUAUUCCUUGAACUGAAAUUAUAUUGUGGUGUUUGGAGAGCUAUGUUUUGUAGAAGGUCACACUGAGAAAAUGAUGAUAAUCAUAAAGAAUUGUGUCAUUUUAUUAAGCCUUUUCCCCACAAGCUUCUAUAGUCACAAUGACAAAUGUGAUAAUACUUGUGAUUGACAGGAUCCAAUUCUGCAUCAUGGCCUUAGAUAUCUUCUUUUUCCACUUAUAUUUUUAGUAUUUAUAUAAAAGAGGAAAACUCACACAUAUAUAUGUAUAUACAUACAUAUAGAAAGAUAGAUAGAUAUAGAUAUAGAUACAGAUACAUAGUUGGGAUUUUUGAGUUGGUUAAAUAUCAUUGAAAUAAGGGCUGUUUUGAAUGACAAAUAUUUAAUUGGUGAAGUCAUAGUAGUCUCAUUUUGUUUUGCCAUUGUGACACAGAAUCAUAGAAACAGACUCAAGAAAUCACCCUCAUUUUUCAGAUAGGAAAACAGAACCAGAAUAGAUAGAUGAUAUAGCAAAAACAAAACUGAAAAGAGGCAAAGUUAGGUCUUCAUUCAGUUCAACUCAACAAGUAUUUAUUGGUUUUUUUAAGCUUUUUAUUUUCAAAAUAUAGA
Molecule: messenger RNA, 2101 nt
Organism: Sarcophilus harrisii (Tasmanian devil)
Lineage: Eukaryota; Metazoa; Chordata; Mammalia; Dasyuromorphia; Dasyuridae
Product: potassium channel subfamily K member 16-like
Exons: 6
Coding region: 642-1499 (285 amino acids)
Biological process (GO): potassium ion transmembrane transport; stabilization of membrane potential
Cellular component (GO): membrane
Molecular function (GO): potassium ion leak channel activity
Source: RefSeq, a predicted model, not a curated record